Messenger RNA from Chrysochloris asiatica (Cape golden mole), 3150 nucleotides. RefSeq names its product proteolipid protein 1 (gene PLP1). Gene Ontology annotation, molecular function: structural constituent of myelin sheath. NCBI's taxonomy places the organism in Eukaryota, Metazoa, Chordata, Mammalia, Afrosoricida, Chrysochloridae. Bases 286 to 1119 code for a protein of 277 amino acids. The record is from RefSeq and is a predicted model, not a curated record. The transcript has 8 exons. Gene Ontology annotation, cellular component: myelin sheath; plasma membrane. Gene Ontology annotation, biological process: axon development; central nervous system myelination.
UGACUUCUGACUCUUGUACUGGCUAGUCCUACACCAAAUAGACCCAAGUGUCAGUUGGAGGCUUCCAGGACCUCUUCUUUUUAUUUCCAGCCCCCCAAUCCACAUUUCCAAAUGUCUCUGUAGCAAAGUGAAGUUCCACACGGAGAAGAGGACAAAGAUACUCAGAGAGAAAAAGUAAAGGACCGGAGAAGGAGACUGGAGAGACCAGGAUCCUUCCAGCUGAACAAAAUCAGCCACCAAGCAGACUAGUCAGCCGGCUACCAUUGGAGUCAGAGUCCCAAAGACAUGGGCUUGUUAGAGUGCUGUGCAAGAUGUCUGGUAGGAGCCCCCUUUGCUUCCCUGGUUGCCACUGGAUUGUGUUUCUUUGGGGUGGCCCUGUUCUGUGGCUGUGGACAUGAAGCACUCACUGGCACAGAAAAGCUAAUUGAGACCUACUUCUCCAAAAAUUACCAGGAUUAUGAGUAUCUCAUCAAUGUGAUCCAUGCCUUCCAGUAUGUCAUCUAUGGAACUGCCUCUUUCUUCUUCCUUUAUGGGGCCCUCCUGCUGGCUGAGGGCUUCUACACCACCGGCGCAGUCAGGCAGAUCUUUGGCGACUACAAGACUACCAUCUGCGGCAAGGGCCUGAGUGCAACGGUAACAGGGGGCCAGAAGGGGAGGGGUUCCAGAGGCCAACAUCAAGCUCAUUCUUUGGAGCGGGUGUGUCAUUGUUUGGGAAAAUGGCUAGGACAUCCCGACAAGUUUGUGGGCAUCACCUAUGCCCUGACUGUUGUAUGGCUUCUGGUAUUUGCCUGCUCUGCUGUGCCUGUGUACAUUUACUUCAACACCUGGACUACCUGCCAAUCUAUUGCCUCUCCCAGCAAGACUUCUGCCAGCAUAGGCAGUCUCUGUGCUGAUGCUAGAAUGUAUGGUGUUCUCCCAUGGAAUGCUUUUCCUGGCAAGGUGUGUGGCUCCAACCUUCUGUCCAUCUGCAAAACAGCUGAGUUCCAAAUGACUUUCCACCUGUUUAUUGCUGCAUUUGUUGGGGCUGCAGCCACACUGGUUUCCCUGCUCACCUUCAUGAUUGCCGCCACUUACAACUUUGCUGUCCUCAAACUCAUGGGCCGAGGCACCAAGUUCUGAUCUCCUAUAGAAACGUCCCUUUCUCUAACAGCGAGGCUCUAACCACACAGCCUACACUGCUGCGUCUCCCAUCUUAACUCAUUGCCUUUGCCACUGACUGGCCCUCUUCUUACUUGACGAGUGUAACAAGAAAGGAGAGGCUUGCGAUGAUUAAUGUCUCUCUAUGGACUCUCCCCUCUUCUGUACCUCUUUUAGUCAUUUUGCUUCACAGCUGGUUCCUGCUGGAAAUGGGAAAUGCCUAAGAAGAUGACUCCCCAACUGCAAGUCACACAGAAAUGGAGGCUUUAAUUGAAUUUUCAAGCAUCUCCUGAGAACCAGGCAAUACUUUCUUCUCACAGGGCACUUCCACUGAUGGAAAACUAAGUGGAGAGGAAGAUGCUCACGUAGAGAGAAGGAAAUUACUUGGUCCACUUGCCAUUUAGAGGGGCCAAAUUUAUUCCUUCUUGAUGUACAAAACAGAGAACUCGCUCCUGUCUCCCUGUUACUACUGAAGGAUGGAAGAAAAAAGAAUGCCAGCAAAACACUAAGAGCAUUUGCCCAAAUCCGCCUAUUACAGCUGGGAGAAGGGAAUCAAAGCAAGGAUCUUUCACUCACAGAAAGAGAGCACUGAUCCCUGAUGGUGAUAGACUAUUUAAGCCCUAACUCAGUCAACCUUACUUAUAGCAUAAGAGAGCAUAGUAUCUGUGUAGACAAAGGGGGCACCUGGCCUUACAGCUUGUUAAGAGAAGAAAAUGAGGUUGUUGUCAGUAUCUUCUCACUCCCUUUUCCUUUAUAACAGCUACCAUGACAACCUUGUGGUUUCCAAGGAGCUGAAAAUAGAUGGAAACUAGCUUACAUGGAAAAGACUGGUCUAAGGAGCAACAGUUGCUGGUGGCUAACAGUGUAAUCCAAGAGGGCCCUCUGGUAGACACAGGAUAGAUAACUCUUUGGAUAGUAUGGCAUUUGUUUUUCCAGUUAACUAGUGUGUACUUUGGCCUCUGUUAAAUCUUCACAAUGGUGCUCUUUUCAUGGGGUAUUAUCAAUUCUGUCAUUGUAGGUGAUUUGCAGAUCUGAUUUGUUUCAGAAUGGUGUACAUUUCACAUUUCCUAAUUUGUUUGUCACUUACAACACGUUUGCAGUUGUACCAGAAAGGUCUGGAGAAAGAGUCUUUGGUUAGGAUUCUUAAAAAAAAAUGAAAAUUGGACAUUAAGCAUCAUGAAAGAUAUUUGAAAUUGACUAGUUCUAUACAUCUAUUGGAAUUUUCUACAACUAAUUCUGUCCUCCGCAGAAAUAGAUUUGGUGAGCCACAAUUUGAAUAACCUAUUUGGCCAUUCUAGCUAGCUGAAGAUGAUUUGAUUUAGUAAUUUUAUCUUGUGUGUUAAAGAGUCAGGUUUAACACAAAGGUUAUUUUCUCUUGGUAUAGAUUACAUACAGAAUACACCAGCCACCAGCUAUUUAUAACUGGUAAGCUUCCAUGGAAAAGGACAGGCAGAAAGAGUUUGAAACCUGAAUAGCUUCCAGAUUUCAGUCUUUUUUUCCUGUUUCAAACUUUAGAUUUUAAAAAGUCUGAGUAGUCUUUAUCUAAGGAAAUAUUUUAAGGGUAUGACUGUCACUCUUUUGUUAUAAAAAGUUGUUUUUUUUUUUAUUCCCUAAAGUGGUUUCAUCAAUAUUUAAGGGGAUCGAAGAUCUUUGCAAAAAGACACUUGGCAUUUUUUUUCAGACCCAUAUACAAGAUAGGCUUCCAGGCUGCAUAGAGGGAGGAGAAAGAAAAGAUUCUGUAAGAAACCAAUCAAGAUCAAGGAAAGUGAAGUAAUUCAUGCCUUGUGUUUUGUUUUGAUUUAAUAACUUAACAAAUAACCAACCAUUCCUUGAAAACUUUACAUGUAUACAUACACACAUAUACAGAUACAGAGAGUUAAUCAACUGAAAGUGUUUCCUUCAUUUCUGAUAAAGAAUUUCAAUUUUAACACACGUAAAUAUAAACUUUUAGAAGCCUGUCUUACAAAAUGUAUUUUAUAAAAUUAAAGAAAAUAAAAUUAAGAAUGUUCUCAA